Cotesia congregata is the source of this 2379-nucleotide messenger RNA. NCBI's taxonomy places the organism in Eukaryota, Metazoa, Arthropoda, Insecta, Hymenoptera, Braconidae. The record is from the annotation of a GenBank genome assembly.
AUGAAACGUGACACUAUUAUAACCUGCGUGGAGCCAAAUCACAGAGUAAGAACGAUGACCACGGUACUUGAUGGCAGCUACCAACAACUUGAUCCUUACUCUGCUGAAAAUGGAGAUGGCGAAGGUGAUGAUCCAGACGAAACUCCACAUGGAUCUGGUGUUAUCAUUCAUGUAGUUCCAGAAGGUGGAAAAUCACGAUGGAAUCAUAUAGAAGAUUUAGAUUCAUUUUUUACUAGAAUGUAUCAUUAUCACCAAAAACAUGGUUUUGUUUGUAUGGUGUUACAAGAAUUUUUAGAACUUAGUCAAUUUAUUUUCGUUGUUGGAUUUUCAACUUUCCUGUUCCAUUGUAUAGAUUAUUCAGUACUCUUUAAGGAUAAAGUAAUAGUUAAUCCUUCGCACAAGACAUCAAUAAGUGAUGCAAUAUUAUCAUCUAAAGAAAUUUUAGCGUCAAUGGGAUUGGUGACGUGGAUAUGUAUUUCAAUAGCUGUUAUUUUUUGGGUAUUACGUGCUGUUAAAGUUUUAUAUCAUAUAGCACAAUUUUGGGACAUUAAAAUGUUUUUCAACUUAGCAUUAAAAAUUGCUGAUAAUGAUCUCGAUAAUUUAACGUGGCAUGAAGUUCAAAAACGUAUUAGGGAGGUACAGAAAGAUCAAGAAAUGUGUAUCCAUAAACGAGAAUUGACUGAAUUAGAUAUUUAUCAUAGAAUAUUGAGAUUUAAAAAUUAUAUGGUAGCUAUGAUUAAUAAAUCACUUCUACCCGUUAGACUAAAAGCUCCAUUUAUUGGUGAAUUUAUUUUUAUGACACGAGGAUUAAAGUAUAACAUGGAGUUGUUAUUGUUCUGGGGACCAUGGUCACCAUUUGAGAACAAUUGGCAUCUCAAAGAAGAUUAUAAAAAAUUAAAUAAGAGACAAGAACUUGCAAGAAUGUUAUCUAAACAAAUUUUGUGGAUAAUUAAAAGAGAACCAGGAACAUUGGGAACACGAAUGUGGUCUCUGUAUGGUCGUCUUUAUUUACGACACUUCAAUGAACUAGACCACGAACUAAAUGCACGUUUAAAUCGUGCUUAUCGUCCAGCAUCAAAAUACAUGAGUAUAUUCACGUCACCUGUAAUGACAGUGAUUGCUAAAAAUGUUGCCUUUAUUUGUGGAAGUAUUCUCGCAGUUAUACUUAUUCUCACAGUAUAUGACGAAGAUGUUUUAACAGUCGAACACAUGCUAAUAACUAUGACAAUUCUCGGAGUAAUAGUCGCUGGGGCUCGUGCGUUCAUUCCAGAUGAAAAUCUCGUAUGGUGUCCAGAAACACUUCUUACGGCUAUUUUAGCGCACACGCAUUAUAGACCAGAUAGUUGGAAAGGUCACGCUCAUACACAAACAACGCGAGCACAAGUCGCCCAGCUAUUUCAAUACAGAGCAGUACAUGUAUUGGAAGAAUUAUUAUCACCACUUCUUACGCCAUUCAUCUUAUGUUUUUACAUGCGCCAACGAUCUCUUGAUAUUGUUGAUUUUUAUCGGAAUUUUACAAUCGAAGUAACUGGAGUUGGCGACGUAUGUAGUUUUGCUCAAAUGGAUGUCAGAAAACAUGGACAUCCUAUGUGGCAAACUCUCCCUGUUACUCCUGAGGAGGAUCAUACCGAUGGCUAUAAUAAUAUUUAUGGUGGAGAGCGCCAUACUCUUCAUAUUCCAAUUUCUAAUCAAUAUACUCAAGCUGAGGAUGGAAAAACAGAGUUAUCACUGAUACACUUUACAUUAACUAAUCCCGAAUGGAAACCACCGAGUCAUGCUGAAACAUUUGUCACAGCCUUACGGGAAAGAGCUAAAAAAGAUGUUGACAUUGUACCGGGUGAUAUUAAUCCACUGAUGGCUAGUCUGAAUAGUCUUUCCAGUCUUGGACCAGGAGUAAUAGUUAAUCACGUAAGCGUUCCAAGUAUGAGCAAUAUUUUUGGAAAUCAAUCAGCAGCGACAACAUCAGCCGAUGCCGAUAUGUCUGGCAAUCGUUCUGAUUGCAUGUCAAGUCUUGUAAAAAGAGGCAUGACUAAAGCUGAAGGUCCACUGCACAACGAACGAGGUCUUCUUUAUGGUUUGCAGCAAGGAAUAUCUAAUCAAUCUCUUGGCGCUUCUGUAUUCGGAUCCGGCCAAAAGUUAACACCUGAUUUUUCAGUUCCUAUCGAAUUUACUGCAGCUGAUAUGUCCUUAUCCACUUUGUACCUGCAUGAGCUUCAUCAUAAACAAAUAAGAAGAAGAGGUUACCAAGAAAUGGCUACAAGAAGUUUAUGGCAACGGAGCCCAGCUCAAGAACUGUCCACAUUAUCUGAAGUAAGACAAGAAAGAGCGCCAUUAUUGCAACAUCAAGAUUCUUCAAUACGACCGACACGAGACUCAUAG